Penicillium lagena is the source of this 408-nucleotide messenger RNA. RefSeq names its product H(+)-transporting V1 sector ATPase subunit F. The record is from RefSeq and is a predicted model, not a curated record. The coding region runs from base 1 to 408 and encodes 135 amino acids. Gene Ontology annotation, molecular function: proton-transporting ATPase activity, rotational mechanism. Gene Ontology annotation, biological process: proton transmembrane transport. Lineage: Eukaryota; Fungi; Ascomycota; Eurotiomycetes; Eurotiales; Aspergillaceae. The transcript is spliced from 5 exons. Gene Ontology annotation, cellular component: fungal-type vacuole membrane; proton-transporting V-type ATPase, V1 domain.
AUGGCGGCAUCGGCCGCUUCAUACAAGGACCGGCAAUUCCUGGCCGUCAUUGGCGACGAAGACUCCGUCACCGGGCUUCUGCUUGCAGGCAUCGGGCACGUCACCGAUCCGCCGGACUCCCAGCGAAACUUCCUCGUCGUCGAUUCCAAGACCGAGACCUCGGAGAUUGAGCGCGCCUUUGAGAACUUCACACAGGAGCGGAAAGAUAUCGCUGUAGUUCUGAUCAAUCAGCAUGUGCGUAUCCGUUUGUCCUUCUCCAUUCGCUUUUGCCUGGAACGUAUCCGUCACAGCGUCGACACAUUCUCUGACCCCUUCCCUGCUGUCCUGGAGAUCCCGAGCAAAGAUCACCCCUACGACCCGGAGAAAGACAGCGUGCUCAAGCGGGUGCGACGACUCUUUGGCGAGUAA